GGCACCGCGCGGCGCCUGCGCGUUCAGUGACCUUUCUGAGUCGUCGGUUGUGGUUGGGUUGGGGCUGCUGGAGCCGCUAGUCCUGCGCCGAGAUGCUUCAGAGCCUUAUCAAGAAUGUUUGGGUCCCCAUGAAGCCCUACUACACCCAGGUUUACCAGGAGAUUUGGUUAGGAAUGGGGUUGAUGGGACUCAUCGUCUAUAAAAUCAGGAGUGCUGAUAAAAGAAGUAAAGCCUUGAAAGCUUCCAGUGCUGCUCCUGCUCAUGGCCACCACUAACCACCUCCGCUCGGAUGGGACGUCGGCCUGGCCGCGCUGCGGGAUCCUGCGGGGCACGUCGCGCCCACUGGCAGCAGUGCUGCUGCCCUGCAGAAUAAACCUACCCGUGAGAUCCACACUGCCUGUGCCGUGACCCUCCCGCCGGCCGGAGUCCCGCUGAGAAAGCCGGGGGCUGAGGGGGGAGAGCGCGAUGGGCGCAGGCGUGGGGGCGGAUCUGGGCACUCGCUCUGGUGGGCAAUAAACAUCUGUUCUGCACGUGA
Phacochoerus africanus (Common warthog) is the source of this 535-nucleotide messenger RNA. It is a transcript of the gene ATP5MJ, whose product is annotated as ATP synthase membrane subunit j. The record is from RefSeq and is a predicted model, not a curated record. The transcript has 4 exons. Gene Ontology annotation, cellular component: mitochondrion. The coding region runs from base 93 to 275 and encodes 60 amino acids. NCBI's taxonomy places the organism in Eukaryota, Metazoa, Chordata, Mammalia, Artiodactyla, Suidae.